AUGUUGAAAAUCAAAAACGAAGAUGUUCAAGUUUAUGAGGAAUUAAGAGAUGUUCAACUUGAUCAACUGUCGAUGCCACAAUUUUUCGAUCAUCCUAGGGUUCAGGAACACUUGGAGGUGUUAAUGAAAACAAAUGAAGCUUUAGAAGAUGAUAGUAUUCAGCCAAAUAAAAUGUUAAGCCAUCCAAUUGUUUCAAAUCAGUUUCAUGAUCUUGAUGCUAUUAUUUCAAACCCUUCAGAAAAGCCUUCUCCUAAUUUUUCCGAUCAUGCUUGGGUUAUUGGUAAAUCUUCUACAAGCAAUGUAGGUCAAGUUUUUGGAUUAAAAAAUGUACGGGUAGUUGAAAACAUGACUAAGGGGAAUUUUUUGGAUUCAAUCAUUGGUUUAGAUACAGGUUUUAGAACUCCAAAUGAUCCAGUUCCUCUUAAUAGUUAUACAGGGAAGAUUAAAGAAUCUAUCAUUUUUUUCUCCAAUACCAAUACAAUCUUAUAA
Molecule: messenger RNA, 489 nt
Organism: Lactuca virosa
Lineage: Eukaryota; Viridiplantae; Streptophyta; Magnoliopsida; Asterales; Asteraceae
Source: the annotation of a GenBank genome assembly